AUGGUGACUUACAGUGUUGGCUACUUUCGGACAGGUGAUGGGGCCCGCCCAAGGUGUCGAAACUGCGAGUCUCGGGGCUGCACUUGCCAAUGGGGUCUCAAGGCGUCCUUCCACCCAUCCCGCAAUUUCAGCCUUUCUCAUCGCAAAACCGCAGCCCUGACGGCGAUCGAAGAUCGGCGGGAUCUUCUGCCUGCUCAACUCCAAUCCUUCUCGAUUAUUGAUGAGACCGAGGAGAUUGUCCGUAGUUACCACGUGGAUUCCGAUUUACCUGGCCCGUCCCUGGACCCUGAUCAGCUGGAUGACCGACAACGGACAGAGGACCCUGGAGAAGCUCUCGCGAAUAGUGAGGCUGGGUCCACUUCUUCAGGAGAUCCCGGUGACUCCGGAACGGAGAGCGAUUUGGGGGUUUCUGAUGUAACUUGCCUCCAUGCAUAUGAUUUCUCUCAGCUGUCGGCUCUGGACAGUAGUCGAAGGCUAGCAGGCGGCGGCCUCAGCAUCGGGGAUCUGCUGUCUCAGCCAGAUCCACAAUCCACCGAGCAGACCCUGAAGCGAACGUCUCUGGGCUUCCUUUUCUCUCCAUUGUCCGAGUCGACGUGCCCUCCGUCAUUCGGUGUUGCAACAGCGGCAGCACCAAGUACAUACGCCCCACCUUUCUCGAUCGGCCAGGCGAUUUCCAAGGACAUUCCCCCGCCACCCGAACCCUCGCUGCCUGUAUCUACUGCGGAGAAAGCCCGUCUUAUCUGUUCCUAUAUGCAGGAAACUGGCACCUGGUGUGAGACAACCGAUUCCGAAAUGCACUUCACGCUACGGAGUAUCCACGAUAUGAUGAAAUCAGCCGCGUUUGCGGCCGCUGCAAUGUCCCUGGCCUCGCGCCAGCUGGACUAUGUGGAGCGUCGCCAACGAUCAGUGACGCUGGAACUGUACCAGUACACCAUCCAGUUACUUCUCCAGCAAGAUCCUGGAAAAGCGGAUGCCUCCGUGUUGGCAACCUGCACCCUACUCAGUGUGUACGAGAUGAUGGCGUCAGGGGUUCAUGAGUGGCGACGGCACUUGAAGGGCUGCGCUGGUCUUCUCCAGGUCCAGAAGUGGAACGGGUCGAGUCAGGGCAUCGUGAAGUCUUGCUUUUGGGCGUUUGCGCGAAUUGAUGUCUGGGCGGCCUUCAUCAGCGGAAAGAGUACGCUCAUCCCAACCGACUUCUGGUUAGACGAUAUGUCCAUUGAAUCCGUCGCUGCGAGGGGGAACGUGGACGACUACCGUAAUCUAGCCAUUCUGAUUUUUGCCAAAAUCGUAAAUUUGCUGUCCGGCUCUGGCUACUCCGAAAACAGGCUCCGGUCUAAGUUCGCCACCUCCGUGUCAAGCCUCUGGAAUGAGCUUCAGGAGUGGCACCGGCUCCGUCCCCAGGAGGUGUGCCCACUCUUGACAGACGCCUCGCCUUCCAAAGUGUUCCCAACGGUGCUGUACACUCGGUCUUCGUCCAUUUGCGGCAACACUUUCUACCAUGCUGGCUCCAUAUUGCUCCUACAGACGGGGCUUCUUCCUGUCAUAUCAGAAAGUACCCCUUCUCCCGUGGAAAACGCUGAUAGCGCAGUCUGGCAUGCGCGCCAGCUCGCUGGCCUGUCAAUGUCCAAUCCGUCCCAUGCAAAUUGGGUAAAUCAUCUCCAACCUCUAUACAUCGCGGGUACAGUUUUUGCCGGCAGCAGCACAGCCUCACGUACCAGGAGGGCUCAUCCAGACGAAUCACCGGAUUUCCAGUCGCUAUUUGUUUCGUCGUUGACCCGUGGCAACCCUGGGACAACGAGUUCCACCGCGCAGCUCGCUUCCUGGUCAACAGAGGAAGAGUACCCUACCGAAAAAAUACUCCUACUGAAACAUCUAGCUCGGAUAGAGCGGGAGACUGGCUGGAAGACCUCGGAUCGCGCCGCCAGUCUAAGAAUGCUCUGGGGUCUGGGGUAG
Aspergillus thermomutatus is the source of this 1953-nucleotide messenger RNA. RefSeq lists its product as uncharacterized. Lineage: Eukaryota; Fungi; Ascomycota; Eurotiomycetes; Eurotiales; Aspergillaceae. The transcript has 7 exons. Gene Ontology annotation, molecular function: DNA-binding transcription factor activity, RNA polymerase II-specific; transcription cis-regulatory region binding; zinc ion binding. Gene Ontology annotation, biological process: positive regulation of transcription by RNA polymerase II. Gene Ontology annotation, cellular component: nucleus. Bases 1 to 1953 code for a protein of 650 amino acids. The record is from RefSeq and is a predicted model, not a curated record.